Molecule: messenger RNA, 1583 nt
Organism: Onthophagus taurus
Lineage: Eukaryota; Metazoa; Arthropoda; Insecta; Coleoptera; Scarabaeidae
Product: RUS family member 1
Source: RefSeq, a predicted model, not a curated record
AUUAAAUGAUAAAUAAAGAAAGUUGUAGAAAGUUUCUUUCUCUUUCUACGAAAGUAGAUUGAGGUUAACUUUUAUCAACAAGUUUUUGACGUUUUUUUUAUUAAAUAUGAAUGGUUUGAAUGUGAUUAUUAAAGAACAACAAGGAUCUUUGGGUGAAAAAGCUUCGUAUACUACUCGAGAUGGUCGAAAAAUUUUGAGGUUAAGUAACACAACAAAUUUCUCAAAAAACAUUGCUGAGAAAAUCAAAUCUGUUCUACGUGAAAUUUAUUUACCACAUGGUUACCCAGAAAGCGUUAGUGAAGAUUAUAAAAAUUAUCAAAUCUGGGAUACUUGUCAAGCUUUUUGUAGCACGAUAACGGGAACUUUUACCACUCAAGCUAUAUUAAAAGGAGUUGGUGUUGGGAAUGCCGAAGCUACCCCUCUAGCUGCAGCUAUUACUUGGGUUAUUAAAGAUGGAACUGGAAUGUUAGGAAGAAUUAUUUUUGCUUGGUGGAAAGGAAACAGUUUAGAUGCUGAUUGUAAAAAGUGGAGGUUAUUUGCAGACUUUUUAAACGAUAUUGCAAUGUUAUGUGAGUUAUCUGUACCUUAUUUUUCUGAAUUUUCUAUGCAAUUUUUAUGUGCUACAACAACUAUGAAAGCUGUGGUGGGUGUAGCUGGUGGAGCAACAAGAGCUUCAAUCACUCAACAUCAAGCAAUUAAAGGAAAUAUGGCUGAUGUAUCAGCAAAAGAUGGAAGUCAAGAAACUAUAGUUAAUUUAAUUGCUAGUAUAUUUGGUAUUAUUCUUUUAGCAUUUAUUAAAAGUGAACUUUAUGUUUGGAUUGUUUUUAUAUUUUUCACUUCAAUCCAUUUAUUAACUAAUUACUUCGCUGUUGGUUCAUUAAUAUUUAAACAUUUAAAUACAAUGCGUUUAUUGUUGGUGAUAAAAACAUAUUUAAAGCUGGAUACUGUUAGUUCUGUUUUAACAAUAAAUAGUAAAGAACCAUUGAUACUCGGAUUGGGCCCAUCAAUAAAAAACUUGUGUGGUUUUAACAUAAAAUUAGGAUGUUCGUUACAACAAAUCUCUAAAACCCUUUCCGUCGAAGAUUUAGAAGAGAUUAUCUCCGUUUAUGACUCAAAAAAUUAUUUAAUUAUCCCAAAUUUUCAAGAUAACAUUCUUUACGUGCCGUUAUUAGAGAAUGAAAAAGCCGAAACGGUUGUUUCAGCGUUUUUCCAUGCGGUUAUGAUGGGGAUUGCGUUGUGUAAAUACAAUAAUUUGCAAUCAGAUACUAAUAUAAAACGUCAAUUGAGGCAUAUCACACCAGUGAUAAGACUGAAUGUUAUUAUGAAAUCAUUUCCAAGGAAUGAAACUGGUGAUGUCCAAAAUUUUCCAGCUCAUUGUUUAAAUGAAUUUAAUGAAUACAUCAAUUUUGAAGUUCACAAUUUUUUUACAGCUUUAAAAAUUAAUGGUUGGAAUACAAACAUACAUGCUUUGGAUAUUGAUUCUUGGAGAUACUCUUUUUGUUAUGAUAAAGAUUCCUAAAAAAUCUUUUUUUUAUGUGUAGAUACAUAUUAUAAUUAAGACAUAAUAUAAGAGUAAAAAGGUU